GACUACCUUUACACCCCACAGUGGUAUCACUCCUCGGCAGACUCGCCCACCAACCAACUACCUUUUCCGUUGAUCUUGUGCUUUCAUAGCUUCGGUGAUAAUGAGUAACAUGGCGACAGAGAUUGUUGCCUUCAUCCUGACUACCUCAGGCUGGGUCCUCGUCUCCUCCACCUUACCCAUGGACUACUGGAAGGUGUCCUCUCUUGACGGCACCGUCAUCACCACAGCUACCUUCUGGUCCAAUCUGUGGAAGGCAUGCGUUACAGAUUCCACUGGGGUCUCCAACUGCAAGGACUUCCCUUCAAUGUUGGCUCUGGAUGGUUACAUUCAGGUGUGCAGGGGAUUGAUGAUCUCUGCUAUCUGUCUGGGCUUCUUUGGCUCCAUCUUCGCUCUGAUUGGCAUGAAAUGCACUCGGAUUGGUGGAACUGACAAGAUCAAAGCCCGGAUUGCCUUCUUUUCGGGAUUCAAUUUCGUUCUCAGUGGUCUGUGCUCUUUGACAGCAUGCUCCCUGUAUGCCAACAAGAUAACCUCAGAGUUUUUCGACCCCAUGUAUGUUGCACAAAAGUAUGAGCUUGGUGCUGCCCUGUUCAUUGGCUGGGCUGGUUCUGCACUGUGCAUUCUGGGAGGAGUGGUGCUCUGCCUCUCUCUGUCUGAUGGACUCAGCAAGAGUCAUUCUGGAAGAAGGCACGGCUACAAUGGAGGCGCGUCCUUUGUGUCCGCUCGCCCUGUUGGCCACAGCCAGCCCAUCAUCGUCAGGAGACCACCGCCAGAUUACAGCACCACCUCUCAGCAGUUUGAUAAGAAUGCCUACGUAUGAGAGGAGCUGAGGAUACAGCCUGUUAUUCCCAUUAAGGAGGAAACCAUCUGCUGUGACAUCCCAUGAGAUUCUGUAGAUAUUAUUUAAAUACAUUACAUCUGAGUUUUUUGUAUGAUUUUUUACAAUACCAUAAAGUAAUGUUGUCAACAAGCCUACAUCCAUUUUGCAGAUAAUUGCGCAAACCUGUCUUUCUUAUUGGAUUUUUUUUUCUUUUUACUAAUGGCUCUUGUAUAAUAGUACAGUCUGAGAUGUAUUCACAGUAUUCAUUUAACAUCCAGCCUGAAGCUUAUACCAAUGCAAGUCACGUGGUUUCAAGGAUCAUUAGAAGGUGACAUUUGAAGGGAAAUGAAUGCACUUUUAGCAAAAUGCCUGUAGGUGGCAGUAAUAGCAUAUUCACCUGCAUCCACUAAAUCAAUUAAUUCGAGUAAAGUUAGAGGGCAUUAGUUUUCUAUAUUAUUUUUUAUGUAUUUUGUAUAAAAUGUAAUAAAGAUCUUAUAAUUCACCUGCUCUAUUUGGUAAGCCUAACUCAUUGCAGUUUCAACAAUUGUUACCCAAAUGUGGCAAAUAGCAA
Clupea harengus (Atlantic herring) is the source of this 1388-nucleotide messenger RNA. RefSeq names its product claudin 10b (gene cldn10b). The record is from RefSeq and is a predicted model, not a curated record. Lineage: Eukaryota; Metazoa; Chordata; Actinopteri; Clupeiformes; Clupeidae. Gene Ontology annotation, molecular function: structural molecule activity. The transcript has 5 exons. Gene Ontology annotation, cellular component: membrane; bicellular tight junction. Bases 101 to 817 code for a protein of 238 amino acids.